AAAGGAAAACAUUACAUCGUUGAUAUAAAAAGAGCAAAUGCAUUUAAACAUUUUUUCAUCCAUCGAGGGACUAUUCAUAAAAUAUCCAUGAAACAGCCACAUGCGACAUCGCGGUUAGUCAAUAAAAUAUGCACGGACAGAAUCAGGAGACACAUGAAAUGGGGAAGUUUUUAAAACAGUCUUCAUGGCAUGAGACGUGCGGUGGGUAAAUUAUUACUCAAGCAAUUCAUGAAUUGAUACAAUAAUAUGAAAUCCAUAUUGAAAAAAUAUAUAAUUUGAUUUAAGAACUUGAAACAUGCGCAAUUCUAAAACAUUAAACUCUCAUACCCCCGUGUUGUUUGUAAAAUGGUACUACCCUUAAGGUUACCGGAAGUUGUUUCAGCUGCCAUGUUUGGUUGCUUUGUUGUAGGCUUCUACUAGGUUUCCUACAGAAUUACUAAGUGUGGAAAUGGAGGCAAGCUGGAGUACGUUUCUUUUCCAACAGGCUAAUGAAGCCCUCCACCACCAGCACCAGGUGGCCCAGAACAGCCUGCUGCCCCUUCUUAAUGCAGGAAGUGAACCAAUCGACCAAAAGCCUGUGCUUCCCAUCCAAAUCGACCAGAAGAACCCUUCCAUUGCUCUCGAUCUCCUUAAAGACAAUGUGGCCAGCGGAGGAGGUGGACGGCCACCCGUGCCUGUGAUCAAGAAGGAGCACAAAGGCAAAACGCCAUUUGUUUGUGGCUACUGCAACAAAGCCUUCCGCGACAGCUACCACCUGCGACGCCAUGAAUCCAGCCACACAGGUAUCAAAAUGGUGUCGCGGCCAAAGAAGACCGCGCAGACGGCCCCGACCAUGGUGCCAAUGAUCUCCACGAUGCAGCGAGAGAACAACGGAAAUGUUUCUUACAUCUCCACGGCGGCGGGCAUCCUUUCCACAGCGACCACGUCCGUCUCUUCGGGAGCGAGCAUCAUGACUUCGGCAAUGGGCAACAUUCCGCACCACCAGCAGACUGUCCCGAAGAAACCUGCCAAACCCGUCAAGAAAAACCAUGGCUGUGAGAUGUGCGGCAAGGCCUUCCGUGAUGUUUACCAUCUGAAUCGCCACAAGCUGUCCCAUUCGGACGAAAAGCCCUUCGAGUGCCCCAUUUGCCACCAGCGGUUUAAAAGGAAGGACCGAAUGACCUACCAUGUUCGGUCUCAUGAUGGUGGAGUCCAUAAGCCCUAUGUGUGUUCCGUCUGUGGGAAAGGUUUUUCCAGGCCCGACCACUUGAGUUGUCACGUGAAGCAUGUUCAUUCUUCCGAACGACCGUUUAAAUGUCAAGUGACGGCGUGUACCUCUGCUUUUGCCACCAAAGACCGUCUGCGUUCUCACAUGAUCAGACACGAGGGAAAGGUGACCUGCAGCAUCUGUGGGAAGAUGUUGAGCGCAGCCUACAUCACCAGCCACCUGAAGACACACGGCCAAGCCAACUUCAACUCCUGUAACAAAGAGGUCUGCAACUCUGCCUCAGCUACACCCGUGACGGUUUCAGCUCCCAACACUACGGCGAUGAAUCGGGGCAACGCCAACAACAACAACAACAAUAACGCCGUCACCAUAGCGGCGCAAAUGAACAUUAGUACCAACACGGUCAACAUCACGUCGCCGGUCAGCCUUCAGCACCCACUCACCAUCACCGGGCCCGUCAACAUCGCCUCUGUCAACAUCCCCGCCACCGCGUCCAUGAAUAUUGCCCACCCAGUCGCAAUAACCACACCCAUGCCAAUGAAUAUCGCCGGCCCGCUUAACAUUGCCAUGAGGCCAGUGGAUAGCAUGCCUUUCUUGUCCCAAGUCUUGCCAUCUUCCCCACCCUGGUAAAUAAAAUAAACAAAGAAACAAAAAAGGAGAAGGAGAAGAGCAUUGAACUGGCCACAACGAAAGGGAAAAUCAAAUAAAACAAGAUUCAGUGUCUCACAAUUUGCUCCUCAGGCCCAGGUCUUUUUUGUUCUUGUUCCCCACCCUAAAACUUUUUUUCUGUCACGCCUCCAAGCGGGUGCUGCAUUGACUGUGCUGUCUCAGAUGCAUCAUGACUCAUGCUACAAGAGUGAUAGGAGAUGCACAACGCUUGAGUCGAAUCAAAAUAGGACCGUCCUUGAAAAAAGGACAAGUUUAGGAUUUAGUUAAGUCAGUUAGAGUGACAAACUGAUCUGUACUGUGUCAGCGUGUCAGGCGAUUCCUUCCUCGUGAUGAUGGACUGUCUUGGAAGAUGAACCAGAGUUGUUUUUGGAGGGUGAAGAUGGGAGUUACCAUUGCAGAGGAGAGAUGGACCGACUUUUCUCCCACAGGCUUUUGUGAUUGCUAUGUACGCUAACGAAAGCCUGGUUAUCCACAUUUAAUGUAGGAAAUAAGUGUAGUUAAAAAAAAAAAAAAGGGAUAGCAGCUUCCAAGUGCAUGGGAGAAUAUUUUUUUCACCCUGAUACAGCUUUUCCAUUUUUUUUUUCAGAUAGUAGUUACUACGCUCUUGAGGUACAGAUGUGAAUUUGACAUAGUGUGCAUUUAAAGUUUUUACGUGUCUUUUCAAGAGGAUACCUCAAAUAGUGUCCGCUUGAUGAUGAAAUGUUUGUAAUUUUAUAUUUUUAUGGAAUCAUGAAGACUUGUGUUAAUAUGUUCUAACUUGUUUUACCCCCGCCCCCCUUCCCCCAAUGAGUCGUAGUGGAUUGAGUCUUGCACUGAACGCACGUGCGUCCUACACAGUUGAAGAGCAGCAGCAGUAUUAACAUGAAAGGUCAAGCCAAUCUGUGUCUCUCGCCUUCAUAGUGGUUAAAACUGGAAAGGCACGGGGGUAUCGUGAAGCAUUUCAAGCUUUUUUUGUCAUAAAAAUGUAUCUGAUGUGAUGUCUGAAUCCUCUAUCAACCUCCCCGCAUCACCACCGUUUAUCUCCUACUGCCCCAAAAGACUCACUCAGGAAACACACCUUUUGAAAGAACAUGGACUUCACAUAUUCAUUCUGGACUUCUAUGUGUUUGUUGUUUGUGUUAACUUUAUUUGGUUUGGAAAAUCUUUUGGUACCUAAGGAGAUUUUUCGCAGAACAAAAAUUGGUCAUUCGAAUGAUUACCAGUAAGGAACAUCUCCACAGCCUUCCAGGACAAAAUGUUAUUUUUGGGGCACAGCUACCGAUUGCUGACAUGUUUGUUUGUUUUUUUUUUUUUUUUUGGCUGGGGUGGGGCAGGUUGCUUUAUUUUGAUUGUUUUUAAUUGAGUUGUUGUUUUCACUGUAAUAUCAUACAGGUCACACUCAAAUCAUUUACAGUGUAUUAAUUCCAAGGGUCAUUGUGUAAAAGUGAUUCUGUUUGCCAAGUAAAUAUUACAGUACCUACAAUACUCCAAAAAUAAAUUUUCAAGUGAGCUUAUUCUUUGGUGAGUCAGGAUUUCAUCUUGAUUUGAAUGUUGAAUGUUUAUUUUUAAACUUUUUUUUUUUUCUGGGAGGGGGGUGUUUAAACUCCCUUUGUCGAAAUAGUUGAGUGAUUGUCAGAUGUCGCAUGAAGGAGCGUUUCAAGUCUUUGGUUGCCUACAAACCUGCCUACUUCCAUCAGGGCAAAAAAUAGUAUUUUAAAAGCAUAACCGUUCACUGACUUGCUGUCCAAUGGCAUAUCUACUGUACAUCUUGUUUUAUUUUUUCCAACAAACAGCAGACUCAGUCUGUUCUUCCCACUGAGGACUGACAGGCGAUUUUUUUUUUUUUUAAUAUAUAUAUAUAAAGGUAAUGAAAAUAUUUGGACGGGACUGAAAUUGCAUGACCCUGAACACUAUAACUAUGUUGAACUUUACAUAUUUUUUUAAUGAAUGCAUUGUUGUCUGACAGUGUUACAACUCCUGAAGACUUUCAGUUGAUGCUGGAAAAAAAAUGCAUUAUGCAUGAUUGUUGUUGUUCAGUUGUUGUUUUUGUUUGUUUUUUUUUAACUAAAUGUUAUUUUCCUAAUGUAGGCCUACGUAUUGCGUAGAUACACUAUAAUAGACUGUUUGCCAAAUUUGAUACAGCGAUGAUGUGAUGAACUGAACAUUUGUUGUUGUUGUUGAAUUGAACAUCUCUUUAUUUUUUAAGACAAAUAUGAAUUGGAAAUUCCAUGAGCCUCGUGAAAGCAGUUGAAUGUAUAUCUUUGUACAAAACUAUUUUAGGUCUGCGGAUAUGUUAGUAAAGAUAGAUGUGAAAGAUAAAAUAACCCUUUUUUUAAAAUAAAACUUUUGUAUUAGAAUAUUAACAAUGGUAAUUUUGUAUAUACAAGAAAGUAGGCUUUCCAAUUAGAUCAAACAUUCCUGCAUUUUUUUCAUGUAUGUUUGUCAAAUAAUUACAUGAACAUGCGCAAUGGUAUGUGCCUUUUAUUUGGGUUGUCUGAAUAAAAGAAAACAAUUUCA
Messenger RNA from Hippocampus comes (tiger tail seahorse), 4372 nucleotides. Its product is annotated as vascular endothelial zinc finger 1-like. The transcript is spliced from 5 exons. NCBI's taxonomy places the organism in Eukaryota, Metazoa, Chordata, Actinopteri, Syngnathiformes, Syngnathidae. Gene Ontology annotation, biological process: regulation of transcription by RNA polymerase II. The record is from RefSeq and is a predicted model, not a curated record. The coding region runs from base 449 to 1837 and encodes 462 amino acids. Gene Ontology annotation, molecular function: DNA-binding transcription activator activity, RNA polymerase II-specific; RNA polymerase II cis-regulatory region sequence-specific DNA binding. Gene Ontology annotation, cellular component: nucleus.